GCGCGUGAAAAUCAGCUCCUCUGUUUCCGAUCAGCUGGAACAACAACAAAAACAACCGUGCGCGCGACGUCGAGGCGGAAAAGAGCGAGCUGAUCGAUUCAAUCCUGGACACUUAAAGCGACUAUACGGAGCAUUGAAGCGUUCCUGGAGCUUUAUAUUUAUACCUGCGUGCGGUGGAUGUUUGUUUUGUUCUACAUUUUUUUCUGCAAAAACCGGACAAACUUCCUGAAUGAGCCGAGAACAACGGCGAGCUGCAGGAAGGGCUGAAAGAGAAACCCCUUUGUGCUGUCAGAUCCGCAUCUUUUACCUCUAUUUCUAAAGAAUUUGGUGUUUUUAUUCAUAAAACCGCUUCUGCAUGAAUGUUUUAGCUUUUGCAUUUUGAAAAUGGGCAAAAAAAGUUCAUAUUGUUGAGCUUUCUGGCCUAUUUCCCUUUACACUGCCUGUUGCCGAAUAGGCCUGAGCUUGUCGUGAUUAUAACUGAGAAGUGAACACUUAUGAUAUGCAUUUAUAUUAGUGUGCAUUGGUCUUGUUUUUCUACUGUAGUUUUUGCACUUCAUCUUUAAACUGCAUGUAUGUUCAGCCAUUAGUGCCAAAACAAAGGAGACUUGAACUCAUUCCUUACAAUGAAAGUAAGAUUGCAGAAAUAAUCAAUAAUGUAAGCUAUAAACCUGGUGUUUAUAACGCGUUCAUAAAGGCAAUUUUGAAGAACUGCAACUCGAUAUUUUUGAAAGUUUUGUUGUGUUCUGAAACCAUAAAAAAACAUUGUAGAGUAGUAAUCUAAUGGGUCAACAAUAUCAGUUUAAGAGCAAAGAGCUGAAUUCGAGUCUGGUUUUAACUCUUCAUCAUCAUCAUCAUCAUCAUCAUCAUCAUCGGGCACUUCAGUGAAACUCUAAGACUGGAAGCUGAUAGAACAAGUUUAAAUAAGAAAAGGUGAAAGGUCUCGGAUGGCGGACACGGUGGUUACUGCUCACAGCUCGGAGGAUCUCCUGGCUGACUUUGAGACUCUACUGAACAGCGGCAGCAUUGACCUGAGCGCAGAUCAUCAGAUUGUCAUCAUCUCUCCUGCGUGUGGCAAUGUGGAGCUCCUUCAGCCCCGGAGCACAGGAGAUCUGCUGCUGUUCUCCACCCCACACAGCACUGCAUCAUCAGGGGCACAGCCACACAGAGACACCGCACCAGGCCGUCCACCGGUGAAAAGGAAGCUGGAUUUGGACAAUGAUCACCAGUACAUCAGCACUACCAGACCACCUCCACCAUGUCCUGCUCCUCCAGCUACACCUGGACGUCCCAGAGUUUCUCGGUUGAACUCAGAGAAAUCACGCUAUGACACGUCCCUGAACCUCACCACCAAGCGCUUUCUGGACCUGCUGGCUCAGUCUCCAGACGGUGUGGUGGACCUGAACUGGGCCUCACAGGUUCUGGAUGUACAGAAGAGACGCAUCUACGACAUCACCAACGUCCUAGAAGGCAUUCAUCUCAUCUCCAAGAAAUCCAAGAACAACAUUCAGUGGCUUGGUAACCGUAUUGAUGGUGCCUCAGUCGCACGCUUCCAGGAGUUACAAAGAGAAGUAUCUGAACUAACAGAUGCUGAAGACAAAUUGGAUGAACUCAUCAACAAGUGCAGCCUGCAACUCCGCCUGCUCACCGAGGACUCAGAGAAUAAGAUGCUGGGGUACGUGAGGUGUCAGGACCUGCGCAGCACAGUGGACCCUCCGGAUCAGAUCGUCAUCGUGAUCCGAGCCCCACCUGAGACGCAAAUGACAGUCACUGAGCCCAGCGAGGGGUACCAGAUCUGCCUAAAGAGCAGCGAGGGUCCCAUCGACGUGUUCCUGUGUCCUGAGGACAGCUCUGGUGUGUGUAGUCCUGUCACAGACUGCAGUCCUGCGAAAUCAUCCACAAACAGCCCUCCCCAUCCGCCCGCUUCCACACAGGAAGUGACGUCAUCGACACCAAUGGUGCUACCGAACACCUCCCCGCUUCCUUUAGCAAACGAGACAGAGUCAGUUCUAGACCCCUUCUCAGGUAUAAGUGAGAUAGAUGACUUUGACCCCUUGACGCUGGGAUCAUCAGACUUCCUGUUGGAUAGGGCCGGUCCCGGUUCCGGCUCGGAUCCCUUCAGCCUGCCGAUCGACAGCUUCAUCAGCUUGUCUCCGCCCCACACGCAGGACUACCACUUCGGUCUGGAGGACCACGAGGGCAUCAGCGAACUGUUCGACUGCGACUUCACUGACCUCGGCCCUUUGUUCUGAGAGUCUCAGUUCGUAUUGUCCUUCUCCUUUAUCACUUUAUCACUCAGCACCAUGCCUGGGUCAAAGGACUGAAAAAUAUUGGCACAGAGUUUUCAAGGCACUUUUUAAAUUUUGGUCUAGCCAAAAAAAAAAAAAAAUCCACUUCUCUGGAAAAAAAAAAAAAGGAAAAACUGACUCUCAUUUAAUUCUUCAGCACUUCCUCUUUCGUCAUGCUAAAAAAUGCUUUCGGUUUUAAAACCUUUCGUCCAUCACCCCAUCCGUCUCUGAGUUUUGCCUUCUUAAUCAGUUUAAUUUAUUUAUAUAAAAAUAUAACGAUCUUUUUCUUUGUUUAAAUUCUGAGGUAGAUGUAAAGAGGGUUGUGUGAGGUGUGUAUAGAGGUGUGUAUAGUGUGUGUUAGUGUGUGUGUAGAGAUUUGAAACAGAGAUUUCUUAACUGAAUGGUAAGGUUUUUGCUCAGGUGAAUAGACGAGUCCUGCGUUAUGGUACGUGUUUUAUAACGCGCACUUGUUGAUGUGUCCUCAUGCGUAACGGAAGAGUGGCCAUUAAAUCAGCAAACUAGUGAGGUUAUUUUAGCUCCCAUGUGCAGUAGUGGUUGUAUACACAGGACCUUACUUUAAAAAAAAAAAAAAAAAGCGUUGGUUUCUCACUGCAUUCUGGGUAGGGGAUCCCUCGCACUUCAGUCAUUCCGUAAUGAAACAUAACAAAAGCAAUCAUUAAAAUGGCGAUAUAUUGAAAUGGUUAUUUAACCAUUGGGAAAGUUGAAAAAAGCAUGUUAUAACAAGUAUUGGCACCAGGCUUAGAAGUUUGUUUGUGUGUGUGUUGUUUGAGUUCAUACAGGAUUUUUUUUUUUUGGAGUACAGAACAUCUGUAUGAUGGCAGUGGUUUCUGAUUGGUUGAUUGAUUUCCGAUAAAUCUUUUUAUUCAUUUAUAAUACAGCUUAGCAUGUACUGGUGUUAACUUUCACAACGAUCGCUAAAUCUUUCAGCACACUUUACAGUAUAACAGUGAAGCAUUUAUAAUCGUUAUAUCUAUAAUGAAUAUCAUAUGAUCAUAAUAUUGUAUGGUGUAACAAUACGAUAAUUGGCAAUGGCCGUAACGUGGCAGUGUUGUAUAUGGGUGGAGCGAUAUGAUGGAAAAUAUCAUAGAACCAUUCCUGAAGGUAUUUCUGUGAUGCAUAAUGUGUAGAAAAUAAUCCUGAAAAAAAGGUUUAUUAAUAGUUUUAUCAAGGUUCCAAAUUUGAACACCACAUCAGGUGCAUCAAGUUUGUAAAGAAAAAAGUAAGCAAAAAAACUUAGAUGCAGAGAUCACGAUAUCAUAAAAAAAAAAGGUGUUGUGAUGUAAUGUAUCAUGAUAUUGAUUUUAUAUCAUUGUAUCGCCUGGUCCUACGGCUAGAACGAUCCACUAGCAAGUCAUAGCUUGUCAGAGUUCUUAAACUGUACAAGUGAUCUUCGCCCAAGACGUGUGUGUGUGUGUGUGUGUGUGUGUGUGUGUGUGUUCUUUUGUUGCAUCCAAAUCGUAUUGUACCUUACUUGAUUCCACUUAUUUCCAUUUAACCCAGAUUCCAACUGUUCAUUAAGUGAACGUGAUUUCUUCAGUUGCUACCAAAACAAAGGCAACAAAAAGCUUUCAUUAUACAUUUAGUAAAAGACUACAGUUCCUGAAGUUCCGAGGAAUUUAAAUAAAUAAAAUAAAAUAAAUAAAUAAAUAAUAAAAAUACCUAAAUGAGUUCUGUGGAGCUGCACAGUGCUUUCCUUUUGGGGAAAAAAAAAAUUACAGAAUUUUCUUUUUAAAAUUAGGAAAGGUGACUUGUUGCUGUCUCUUAAAAAUUCUCCCCAGACAAGAAUUUUACAUUUUAGUACAGAACAUUAAACACAGUGAUUAAUAUUCAGACUUUUGCUAUGUUUCACUCCAAGUGUCCAAUGUAAGGACAUUCAGACUAUUUUCCGAAAAUAUUAAGAGCUUAGAGGAAGAAGUGGAAGAAAUCCCGGUCACAAGUUCACCAGAGUUCAGAUAACAUUGAGUUAAAUUCCAUCAUUACGAUUCAUUCCUGAGGUUUUAUUUCCUCACAUUAGUCUCCCGAAGACAGGCGUUUGUCUGCCGUUUAUAGGCAUGUUUGUACAGCGAUAGAUGAAUUUAUUUUAAUACUUUUCUUUAUUAAUAUUUUUCUCUAUUUAUUUUUUGGUGUAUUGAACUGGUCUUCAUAAUAUUGUCAUUUUUAUGCUAGCUUGCCAUCUAGCUAGUUAGUUCCCAGUAAUGUAAAUAUUUAAGUAUGUCAUUUUUUUUUUUUGUUUUAUUUUUGCCUUUUCCCACAUGUAAAGUUUUAUAUUUAUAUAAAUUUAAGCUACAUUCUUUAGCAGCCCUUAGCUACAUAGGUAGUCCAAUUUUACACCCAGAUUAACGUUAGGUGCCAAAACUUUCCCAUCUCUCAGUUGACUAAAAGAUCGCAGGUGGUGUUUUUGGUUGUUAAAUUUUAAAAAGUUUCCAAAUGUACCAUUUUGUACGCUUUCUAUUUUCACUUUCUGUAAAAUGUGUUCCUGUAAUUUGUUAAAUAUUGGCUCUGGGUUUCGAUAAUGUUUGAACUCUCUCUCGUCGACUUUUCCCCACUACUAAAGUCUAACAGAUUUGUAUUCAUCGAUUUUUAGAAAGAAAAUCAAGCUUUCUGAUAAAGUUCAGAAGAAAGGUCACUUCUCAUUGCAGCGCAACAGACUGUUUGGUUAGCCGUCGAUGCUAAGGGAAAUUAUUCUUAAUUUUACUCAUGCUGAGUAUUUUUAAGUGAUUUUUCUUAAUACAUCUGAGUGAAAUGUUGAUAUUCUCGACACGUUUAUGUAGUUUUUAUUGUCACUCUGUCUUUACCUUAGCUUAAAUCAUAUACUUAACAGCUAUGUGCUAGCUAGAUUGCUAUACUUCUAGCGUCAGUCAUAGCUCUGCAUUUGUACAGUGUUGUCCUGAUUCUUAGUCAGUUUCACCUUCUUACAUCAAAAUCACAAAGCACCACAGUCGUUUUGCUAACUAGCUGGCUUGCUAGCUAUUAAAAAUGUAUGAAAUUGAAAUAAUUGUUAGCGCUAAUGCCUUCUGAGUAAAAUUCCCUUCCUGAAUACAAUGAUGAGGAUUCAACCGAGGAGGGAAUGGUUAGGGGUUAAGUCGACGAGGGUGUGUUAUAACAUGGUAUUGAAACAAAGGCCUGGUUGAUGGAUCUUCCUGUAGUCUAAAGAGGUUUAAUUUAAUAAGCUAUUUCCUUCAUACAUAAGUAUGAGCUAGCUAACUGCCUGCGUGUGUGUGUGUAUGAGGAUAUGGCUGGGUUUUCAAAAAGGCAGCUUGUUUUACUUUGUGUGUGCACUUAAGUGUGUGUGUGUGUGUGUGUGCACUUGUGUGUGGCAUGAAUGCUUAGUCAGAAAAAAACAUCUUGGCUUGUGUGAAGGUUUUAUUUGUCGUUUCAGUGGUGUGCGGAGUGUUUAAGAAGUUUUAGGGAUUUUCCAUUUGGUGUGUGUGUGUGUGUGUGUGAUCGAUCAUGAGGUCACAAUCCUCAGUCAACUGACAAUUUAUCCUGAAGUACAACAAAACAUCUUUUAAAGAUAAUUCUUGAUGCAUUAAAACUAAGUGGUUUAGAGAAAAUCUACAUUCGUUUGCAAAUUCUUUGUCAUGGAUUUUCAAUGACAAAAAAAUGUUUCUGUUUUAUCAACAAUCCCAAUAAAUCUGUA
Hemibagrus wyckioides is the source of this 5946-nucleotide messenger RNA. RefSeq names its product E2F transcription factor 1 (gene e2f1). Bases 945 to 2249 code for a protein of 434 amino acids. The record is from RefSeq and is a predicted model, not a curated record. Gene Ontology annotation, biological process: G1/S transition of mitotic cell cycle; regulation of transcription by RNA polymerase II. Gene Ontology annotation, molecular function: RNA polymerase II cis-regulatory region sequence-specific DNA binding; DNA-binding transcription factor activity, RNA polymerase II-specific; protein dimerization activity. The transcript has 7 exons. Gene Ontology annotation, cellular component: Rb-E2F complex. Lineage: Eukaryota; Metazoa; Chordata; Actinopteri; Siluriformes; Bagridae.